CGAGAGAAACAGCUUCCAUUGAAGCCCACAUGCUCUUGGUGCCAAAGAGAGGAAUUUGAUGCAAAGAACUUGGAAAUGUUGGUCCUGCCACUUUGAGACUUCCGGGGUUUCCCCAACGCUGGUCCGAGUUAUUUAAACUCCCACAGAACGACCAAACCACCUCCUACUUUGAUCAUUCAACAAUUGCACGGCACUCAGAAUUCUGGCCCCCGAGAGUUUGUCCGAAACCAUGCCACACGCAUCCAACAUGGGUAAAAGUCCCAACGACCCCCGUUACCCCAACGGGUGGCAUAUGGACGACAGGAUGCCCCAUCAUGACUCCUUUCAGAAUCUGUGGAAGACCAAAUGGAAAGACCCGUGCUCCAAGGGGAUCUACCCCUUCAUGUUCGGCUCCAUCGAGGACUUCCAGCCCAUCGCCGAGCACAUCAUCGCCAAAGGCUUGAAAGAGCCGUACGACUGGGAUGAGUAUGCCAGCUGCUUCUUCGGAACAGCCGAGCAGCUCGGCCAGACAGCAGCCGUUGCUCAGCAGGAAGGGGACACCGACAAAGCUCGCGACUAUUACCUCCGAGCCUCCGCAGUCUACCGCAUCGCCCGCUUCCCCGCCCCCCGCUCCCCGCUCCAGAAACAAGCCUGGCAAAAAGGCAAAGAGAUGUUCUACGCCGGCGCCGCCCUAAUGGAGCAUCCCAUCCACGAGGUUCUGAUCCCUCACACCCACGCAGUAAACGACGCAGUAGCAACCUCAGGUGAAGAACAUAAAGGCUCCUUCAUCCCCGUCAACCUCCUCGUUCCCCCCACUGCCACCCCGUCCUCCCCCUGCCCCUUAGUCCUCAUCAUGACCGGCCUAGACGGCUACCGCACCGAGCUGGCCGUCUGGCAGCGCGGCUGGCUGGAUAAAGGCGUGGCUACACUGGUCGUUGAGAUCCCCGGCACGGGGGACUCGCCUGCGCUGGCGGGGGAUCCGGAAAGUGGCGAUCGGCAGUGGUCUUCUGUUUUGGACUGGGUGGCGAGGAAAGAGAAGAGAAUCGAUAGUCGGAAGAUCGUCGUCUGGGGCUUUUCCACGGGCGGGUACUACGCUUUGCGCGCGGCGCACACGCACCACGAUCGGCUUCUGGGCAGCGUCAGUCUGGGAGGCGGGUGUCAUGGCAUGUUUGACGGGGCGUGGCUGGAUAAGGUGAAUAACCUGGAGUAUCCGUUUGACUUGGCGGAUACGUUGGCGUACAAGUUUGGGUAUGGGACCUCUAGCGAUGGGGUGGAGAAGUUCAAGAAGGAAGGGCAGAAGAAGUUCUCGCUUUUGCUGGAUGGGACGCUGAUGAGGGAGGAGUGUUGUAGAUGUUUGCUGGUUAAUGGGGAGUGGGAUCGGAUUUUUCCUGUUGAGGAUCUUACGCUGGCGCUGAAAUGGGGAAGGCCGAAGGAGGCGAGGAUCGUGACUGAGAAGUGGCAUAUGGGCGAGCCGGAGAGUUUUGUGGUUAUUCUGAGGUGGAUUCAUGAGUUGCUUGGGUUGGAUGGGGAUUGGAUGCAUCAACUUAAGUUGUUGCCGGCUAAGGCGAAGUGAAUACCUGACUGCAAGGACUCGAGGUAUUCGGGAUGCAGGUUGGGGGGUCAAAGGUGUUGAACAAUCACGUUUGUCUUCAAGUCAAUCCCGUCCUUGAGCUUCGAAUAAAAGGGAGCCCUGUGCUAGAC
Neurospora tetraspora is the source of this 1680-nucleotide messenger RNA. RefSeq names its product Alpha/Beta hydrolase protein. The transcript is spliced from 3 exons. The record is from RefSeq and is a predicted model, not a curated record. The coding region runs from base 230 to 1552 and encodes 440 amino acids. NCBI's taxonomy places the organism in Eukaryota, Fungi, Ascomycota, Sordariomycetes, Sordariales, Sordariaceae.